AUGGAAGUCGCCACCGAGUCGCCUGUCACGGUCAUCGUCAAUAGCAUUCGCGGUCAAAACAUCGCCUUUGCUACCGAAAAGAAUGCUCCUCUCAGCUCCAUCUACGAAACGCUCUACAAACGCGCACCAUGGAUCCAGAACUCAUCUUACAUCCUCACCACAAACUCGCGCCGCUCAGUCUGCCAUGACGAAGCCCCCGUCUCAUCACUGCUCUCUUCGCCAGCCGACACAUUUCUGUCAUUACGCCUGACUGUACCUCUAUGUGGUGGAAAGGGUGGUUUCGGAUCCAUCUUGCGUGCUCAAGGUGGCCGCAUGUCGUCGCGCAAGAAGAAGCAGGGUGACGUGAAUGGAUCCUCUCGCAAUCUGGACGGACGGCGUCUGCGGACAGUCACCGAAGCCAAGGCACUUGCCGAAUAUCUAGCUAUCAAGCCCGAGAUGGAGCAGAGAGAAAAAGAGGAGCGUCGAAAGAAGUUGGAAGACAUUGUCGCCAGCACCGAGCGUAAGCAGGAGGAACUGCAACACAGCAGGGGCACAGCACGUUUAGAUGGACAGUGGGUGGAGAACAAAGAAGAGGCCGAAAACAAGACCCGCGAGGCUAUCGAGAAGAUGCUCAUGGCACAGAGAGAGAGCUCAGAAGAAGAAGAUGAAGCAGAGACUCAGCCAGCCGCUUCGGCAUCAAAGCCUGUUCAGCAACGAACCAUGUUUGGUUGGGACGACGAGGAUGAUGAGUUUAUGAGCGACAGCGAAGACGAUGACGUCUCUGAAGAGGAUGCGAAGCCCGUAAUCGAAGGCAAAGGAAAAGCUAGGGCUGUCUAA
Messenger RNA from Bipolaris oryzae ATCC 44560, 816 nucleotides. RefSeq lists its product as uncharacterized. The coding region runs from base 1 to 816 and encodes 271 amino acids. Gene Ontology annotation, cellular component: nucleus. The record is from RefSeq and is a predicted model, not a curated record. NCBI's taxonomy places the organism in Eukaryota, Fungi, Ascomycota, Dothideomycetes, Pleosporales, Pleosporaceae. The transcript has a single exon.